CCCUUUUGGGGAGUGAACUAAUGGACAGGAGAUAUAAUAGUUGCUAAUCUCAAUAAUAUAAUAUGUUGCUCAGGCCUUUCAGAGAUUUAUAAAUGCCAAGGAUCGGUGCUCCUCAAAGAUUUGUGUUUGUGGGUUCUUUGGUUAAUUCUUCUGUGUGUCUAUAGAUAUGAAUCCUAUGCGAUGAGGCCCUCUGCUUGGUUCUGCUCCUUGCUUCCAGUGACAACUUUGAGUCUCAUGAAUCUUAAGAACCUAGUACAGAUCCUUGUUACUUGGUGCUUUCAUAUUUCUUUUCGGAUUGACUAUGAAAAUCACCAUAUUUAGAUGUGUAAAUACUUUUAAGUUGGUGUGCUUUUGUUAGGAGGUUAAGUUCCAGGACUUCAAAGGAUUGGAUUCCUAGAAAACUUAACCGCAGUACAAUUGAGAGAGAUAUUGAUGAUUUCUCCAAGUGUUUUUAGCACGCAAGCACAGUGAAAUAACUUUCAGAUAUUCAUUAAACAUUUAUGUGCAUUGCACUUUCAGAGAACUCAGGUGGAUGGAAAGGAAGUGUGCUCUGGCUGUGAAGUUACUGCAUCCCAAAAUGGUCUUUUGUUGGAGAUUGGUAUAAAAAAUGUUGAACUGUCAGACAUUAAGCAGUUUGAUUUUAGAACGCUACCAAUGGGAAAUGUUGUAUGAAUUCAAAAACCUUAUCAUAUUCUGUGCAGAAAUGUGUGGUUAAUUUGGUUCUUCACCUGUGAAAUUUUAAAAAAAAAGGCAAUAGGUUCAUUGAUGUUUAUACAAGAUUGAAUUUGUGAACUGUUAUUCUAAUUUGUAAGCCUGCAUAUGUAGUCUUUCUCCAACUAGAUGUGUUUUUAAUUGAAAAGAUAAAGGGGAAUGUUGUUAGAAAAAUGCAAAACAAAGCAAAGACCUAGACCUGCUUUCUCCUUUGUGCGUCUAUGCCAAGGGCACAGUUUCAGUUUUAAUUUUGAAUUUUUUCCUGGUAACUAUUCAGUGUACAUGCAUACUUACAUUUUUGUAAACAUUUACAUGGAAAUUUUUGUAUGUUAAUUUGUGUCCUCCUUUUUUUCAUGUAGAAACAGGUUUCAGCGUUUUCUUUCAAGAAAUACAGAAUUUUUCAACAGUAUUAUUUGUUGCUGAAUUUCCUGUUGUUCGCACAUUACUAUAACUGAACUCUUCCUUAGUACUCAUUACAGUGUGCUAAAAUAUAUUAAAAACUUUCCUUAGGUUCAACUCACUAUCCUGAAAAUCCAUUGCUCCAAGAAGAAGGGACAAAAGGACCUCUUUGUUAGAAAGGCGUGGGAAUCCCAUGACCGAGCCAGCAGAAAACCGGUCGGGGUGCAGCCGGACUCCAGAGCCAGAUAUCAGGCUCAGAAAAGGGCCCCGGCUUGAUGGUCCAAGGGGAGCUGAAAACCAACGAGAACUGGAACCCGUGUCAGAAGCAUUAAUUGGGCCUUCCCAUCACAAAAAAAGCUCUGGGGAACAUGAGUGCGGUGAAGAAGUUUCCCAUGAAGAUGAGGGGUUUAUGGGCAUGUCCCCUCUCCUGCAAGCCCAUCAUGCUAUGGAGAGAAUGGAAGAGUUUGUGUGUAAGGUUUGGGAGGGUCGAUGGCGAGUGAUCCCUCAUGAUGUGCUACCAGACUGGCUCAAGGAUAACGACUUUCUUUUACACGGACACCGGCCUCCGAUGCCUUCCUUCCGGGCCUGUUUUAAGAGCAUUUUCAGAAUACACACAGAGACAGGCAACAUCUGGACACAUCUCUUAGGUUGUGUGUUCUUUCUGUGCCUGGGGAUCUUUUAUAUGUUCCGUCCGAACAUCUCCUUUGUGGCCCCUCUGCAGGAGAAGGUGGUCUUUGGGUUAUUCUUCCUAGGAGCCAUUCUCUGCCUUUCUUUCUCGUGGCUCUUCCACACAGUCUACUGCCACUCAGAAGGGGUCUCCCGGCUCUUCUCCAAACUGGAUUACUCUGGUAUUGCUCUUCUGAUUAUGGGAAGUUUUGUUCCGUGGCUGUAUUAUUCCUUCUACUGUAACCCACAACCCUGCUUCAUCUACUUGAUUGUCAUCUGUGUGCUGGGCAUUGCUGCCAUCAUAGUGUCGCAGUGGGACAUGUUUGCCACCCCGCAGUAUCGGGGAGUAAGAGCAGGCGUGUUUCUGGGCCUAGGCCUGAGUGGGAUCAUUCCUACGCUGCACUACGUCAUCUCGGAGGGCUUCCUCAAGGCUGCCACCAUAGGGCAGAUCGGCUGGCUGCUGCUCAUGGCCAGCCUGUACAUCACAGGGGCCGCCCUGUACGCUGCCCGGAUCCCAGAGCGCUUCUUUCCUGGCAAGUGUGACAUCUGGUUUCACUCCCAUCAGCUGUUUCACAUCUUUGUGGUGGCUGGAGCUUUUGUUCACUUCCACGGUGUCUCCAACCUCCAGGAGUUCCGCUUCAUGAUUGGCGGGGGCUGCAGUGAAGAGGAUGUGCUGUGAAAGCUCCCGGCAGCCAGGGACUGGACCCUGAACCAUGGCCUGCGGCACCUGCGGGUCUCUCGCUGGCCGCCGGCGCCAGCAGUAUCCGAGAGUCCCCGAACUGACACCGUCAUGGGCCUGUGGUGGCCCAGGGCUCCAUGUGGUACACGACUGAGAAGAGAAAAGCAAAAAUAAAUCAUACCUCAGAGGAUGGAGUGCAUCAGUUAGGAAGAAAGAGAAACGGCCCAAAGCCCGACUUGCUCCUGUGUGGCCUCUCCACGGAAGGCUCCCAGGGCCUCCGGCAGCCCGCCUCCCGGCCACGGCGUGUUUAUCUGUAGAGGGAGGGGACGCAGUUAGCUGCUGGUUCUUCUCCCUUUUGCUCUCCUUAAAACAAUAAUCCAAACCAAUUUAGGUGAACGUUUAUAUUCAAUUAAGGGUGGGAGUAUGAUUUUAGAUGCUCUUUUGGGCAAAGAAAUUAAUGUAAAUAAGAUUUCUAACUUACUGUUUAAAUCAGAAUUUAUAUAAAUGUUUAAAACUUAGGGGCAGGGGGAGGGAGGGAGCAUUUUUGUAUAGAAUGAAACAUGCAAGUACCACACACUGUUUCAAUGUCGCACAAAGGGACUGUGGGAAUCAGCUGAUGGCCCGGAAUGUGCAGUGUCUUGGUGCAAUGAGGUGCCUUCUGCAGGCUGACAGACCUUGGGCCCUAGUGAGUCGGAGAGGGUGGCCCAGUGCAGUGACCACAUGACCACUGUCAAGGCCGAGCCCGGGGAGCCCUGAGUUGGACAAAGUUGGUGUGUGUUCUCAGUGGAAGCAGCAGGUGCACGACUGACAGGGCGUUAGGAUAAAGACCCGAGCUAAGGCGGUGUUUCAGAGACGGACUCGUGGACUGAGAGAGCGACCCCUCUUGUCAUCCAGGUGCUGGGCAAGGGGCAGAGGGGACGAGGGCCGGCCUCUGGACACACUGGCACAAGGGCUGCUGUGCUGAUGUCCUGGCAUCCUGUGUGUUCUUCAACUAGUUCUUGCCUGAUUAGAAAGUUGUGAGUUUUCCAAAUCUUGCUAUGGAGUUCUGGAAUACCCUGUAGAUUUCCCUCUAUUAAAAAGUCACUGCCCUAACUUAAUCCCUGACUGAAAACCCGACCUUUCUGGCGUCAUACUCUGUGGCUUGGAGCUGGCCGCGGCGAGAGUCCCCCACCCCAGCACUCCUUUCAAAGGCUGGCGGCCCCUUCCUUUGGAUUAGGAAGGAAGAAUAUGGCCUUGGCACACGGGUUUGGUCGAGCCUCGGCACGAUGGGCAUUGCAGCUCCCUUGCGCAGCAAAGCCCAUCGCAGAACUCCGGUAAGGCUGCUUCAGGCCUUGCUCACCACGCAGGAGUGCUUAUUGCCAGCAAGUCCAGUGUGGACUCCUGAGCCCAUCUUUCUGAGUUACCACUGGAAAUAAAACCGACACUGCUCCUGUCUCGCAGUGUAAGGUUGUCAGAAGGUAAGGGCAGGGGAGAUUCUGGUGCAUAGAACUCUGAUCUUGGCUUCUAAAAGCCAAGGUAGCUUCCCCAAAUAGCAUCAUGUCUUACAUUACUGUCAGCUGAGACUUUGCGUCCAGGGGCUUGCAGGUAUCAGAACUGAACGCAAGACCCUGGGCCUGGGGGCUGACAUCCCCUCUGGGACGGUUCAGGAGUAAAGGGAGGGCCUCCCAUUUGCUGUGAGUCCAGGAAGGAGGGGUCCGUGAGCGGGUUGGGUGCUGAAUGCCAUGUCCUGGUGCUAGGUGGGCCGAGCCAGAGGUGCCGCGCCGACCCGCGCCCUGCCUCAUGAGGCUGAAGCAGUGUUCACGCAGUCCAGCAGGACUGUGGCCAUCUGGAAGGAAGCUCACUUGGUUUGCUGGGAGCAUUAGCACAUAGCAGAAGCCAGACUUGCUUUUCUGUCGCACCCUGGGAGGCAGGGAGGAAGCGGCCAUCUCCGGGCCCAGCUCCCCGUGCCCCACAGCAGGAGGAAUCUGGUUCAACAUAGCACAAACUCUUGGGAAGAAUGAAGUGGACGCCACCGACACCCGCGUGUGUGUGUGCGUGUGUGUGUGUGCGCGCAGGCCUGUCUGGGCCCGUUUCUCUGUGUGUCUCCACGUGAACUUCACCCCGGCAGCCUCCCUGUGCACCUGACCGUCCAGUGCCCGCUGAGAACUCACCAGGUUGGCGCCUGACUGCCUUACUCUCAGCGGCCGGAGGCCUGCUCGCUCGUGCAGUUUCAAUUUUCUUUUUUGGUCAUGGGCUGCGUAGGACUUCCAUGGCUUCGUUCUUUCACCGUUAAAUAGUGGCCUUUUUCAGUAUCUUCACCCUUCCCCUUUGCAAAUUGCUGAAGCCACAAAGCACAUUUUGGGGGGUAAAUCUUAGAAGGCUGGGGUUCCAGAAGGCAUCUGUGUGAUGGCUCCAUUCACCAAGAGGUUUCCCUAAUUGCUGUAUUCUCAGUUUCUUCUAAUAAAAAGAACCAAAUGGAA
Messenger RNA from Ochotona curzoniae (black-lipped pika), 4914 nucleotides. It is a transcript of the gene ADIPOR2, whose product is annotated as adiponectin receptor 2. The record is from RefSeq and is a predicted model, not a curated record. Gene Ontology annotation, molecular function: signaling receptor activity. Gene Ontology annotation, biological process: adiponectin-activated signaling pathway. Gene Ontology annotation, cellular component: plasma membrane. The coding region runs from base 1304 to 2455 and encodes 383 amino acids. NCBI's taxonomy places the organism in Eukaryota, Metazoa, Chordata, Mammalia, Lagomorpha, Ochotonidae. The transcript has 7 exons.